AUGGCUACCCCGACAGCAAGAGGUCCUGAUCGGCCUGGUGCACACGAUGCACAGCAAAAUCAAGUACCCGAUGGGCCUUUAACCUUGGACGAAACACGUCGGGUUGCAGAGCUACAUAGAAGAGACCUGGCCAGUCGAAGAAUUCAAGCGGAACAGGCAGAUGAUUUUGACACUACGGACGAGUAUGACGACGAUCCAGCAGAGGUUGGAGAUGACUUGUCAGAUGAGGAAGACCCUAACUGGAACAACGGGGAGCUCCCAGGCGAAAACCACGUUAUGGUCGGUGGUGACAUCGACGUUGAUGUACACGACGAAGACCCCAAUCCUGACGAAUACGACUACGACGAAAUGGAGGAUACCACCCCCGUCUUUGAUCCUGCCGCUAUAGGCCUCAAAGAGAUCAACAACCUCGCCCACUUUAGUGUGAGCAGCCACAAGCCAGGAAAUGGUGUUGCAGAGCUCCUGAGCGACGACCUCGAUAAGUACUGGCAAUCGGACGGACAACAACCCCAUCUUUUGACAAUACAUUUCCUCCGACGCGUGGAGAUUCGUGCAAUUCGCUUCUAUGUUGAUUACCUGCAGGAUGAGUCCUACACACCGAUCCACAUAUUGUGGUAUGCCGGCACUGGCCACCAUGAUCUGAUGCAAUUUGGGGAGCAGGCACUGGUGGACCCUCGCGGCUGGCAAGAGAUCAAAAUUGAAGGUUGCGGCGGCGGUCACGAUGGUAACUCGUUGUGUUGCUAUAUUGUGCAGAUGCAUGUCAAGGAGAAUCACCAAAACGGCAAGGAUACGCACAUUCGAGGCAUCAAAAUAUACGCCUUGGACGACAAUGCCCCACGAACGAGUGGAGGUGGAGCCGGUGAUGCCGUGACCGCUGAACGGUCACCUCGCCCAACUGCGUCGGGGUCGUUGGCAUCACAGCGAGGUCUUUUGGGCGAACUCGGCGAGGAUGCUGCGGUCGAUGACAACAACCCACGAACGCCACAAACCAAGAGAGCCGGACCAACACAAUCUUCUUCAAUUGUUGACUUGGAAGGUAUGACGGUACCGGAUUUCGUGCGCGAACCUGAGCUUCGCUGA
Molecule: messenger RNA, 1080 nt
Organism: Pyricularia grisea
Lineage: Eukaryota; Fungi; Ascomycota; Sordariomycetes; Magnaporthales; Pyriculariaceae
Exons: 3
Coding region: 1-1080 (359 amino acids)
Biological process (GO): anaphase-promoting complex-dependent catabolic process; protein K11-linked ubiquitination
Cellular component (GO): anaphase-promoting complex
Source: RefSeq, a predicted model, not a curated record